Molecule: messenger RNA, 740 nt
Organism: Pantherophis guttatus
Lineage: Eukaryota; Metazoa; Chordata; Lepidosauria; Squamata; Colubridae
Gene: CARHSP1
Product: calcium regulated heat stable protein 1
Biological process (GO): regulation of mRNA stability
Cellular component (GO): cytoplasm
Molecular function (GO): mRNA 3'-UTR binding
Source: RefSeq, a predicted model, not a curated record
GGACCUUGGACGGGGAGGGCGGGGGGCUGAGCAGCAGCAGCAGCAGCAGAAAGCUGGGCAAAGGGAAUCGGCGUUGACCCGGGAGGAGCCCCUUGGACGAGGACUUGCUUCCCACCGGCUGUGUCCAAAAUGUCUUCGGAGUCAACUUCAGCCCACCAACGGUCUCCACCUCCCAGGGCUCUCCAUCUGCCAGAAGGCCGCCGGGCCAGAGACCGUUCUCCUUCCCCCAUGAGAGGUUAUCUGAUCCCAAGCCCACUUCCGACUCGGAGGAACCGCACGUUUUCAGCGACGACACGAGCCGCUGAAGGGCCCACCUAUAGUGGGGUGUGUAAAUGCUUCUGCCGAUCCAAGGGCCAUGGCUUCAUCACACCUGGUGAUGGAGGCCCGGAGAUCUUCGUCCAUAUUUCUGAUAUUGAAGGAGAGUAUGUUCCGGUAGCUGGUGAUGAGGUCACCUACAAGGUGUGCAGCAUUCCUCCAAAGAACGAGAAACUUCAAGCUGUAGAGGUCAACAUCACUCACCUAGCUCCGGGCACGAAACAUGAGACGUGGUCGGGACACGUGGUCAACUCCUAGAGGGAGUUCGGAAGCCAUGUUGACUGAAGAGGACUAUUGGAUCGUGUUCAACAACUUAGAGUAGCCAAGCCUGAUGAGUUUUCUGCAGAUUGUGUAAUUGAAAACAGGGUUCCAAAGGUGGCCAGAUUAAACCCUUUUUUAAUAAAAAUAAAAAAAUAGCGCCAUGA